CGGUAAACAGGCCAAUGAGAAAAGCAGAAGACGAGUGUGUUGUUCCCUCAGCUUGCUUCGCCUCCAAUCAUGGAGCAAUGCUGGCAGCUGUGAGCAAUAGUUGAUAUUACUGAUCAAACAGCCGUUUAUUUCUCUCGAGACUACGUUAUCUUUGGUCCAGUCCGGAUUACCAACCGUUAAUAACCCACACGGAGCAGUCAGUGUGGAUACAUCAGGCGCGCGGGUAUAUCUUUGUGCUCAUAUGCUAAGGAUGGACAACACACCGUGAUGACCCGAACAAUCUGCGCUGAAACUACCCGAGAAGCUCAAGGCGCUGUGAACGGGCCGAAGAGUGUCAGGCCGUCUGUCUUGAGACACAAACCCGAGCUCGAGACCCCUCCAGAGAUACGAGAAUAUAAACCAUCUAACAGUCCUGUACUGCUGGGAUCAACUCACUCUCUCUGAUAGAAACCUGCUCCUCUAAUGAUGAAUGCUGUCAAAGGUGGCGCGGUCACCUGGCGUCCACAGCCAUGGAAGGAUGCAGAUCGAGGUGGAGGAGAACCUCUCUCAGAUAGUGACUCCGAAGAAGAAGAUUUUCCUGAUGACUACUCGACUCCGUUGGGGGAAUAUGUGACUCAAGGGUUAAAACAGCUGCUUGAUGCUCAGCAGUUGUGUGAUGUCACUCUUUUGGUGGAGGGAAAAAAGUUUAUGUGUCACAGAGUUCUUUUAGCAGCUGUCAGUCCAUAUUUCCGUGCCAUGUUUACCAGCCCUCUCGUAGAGUCUCGUCUUACCGAGAUCCGACUGGAGGAGGUGACCCCUUCUGUUAUGGAGACUGUUAUCCACUUUGUUUAUACAGGGGAAGCCGGUCUUAGUCUCGACACGGCAGAGGAUCUGUUUGUAGCAGCCAAUCGUCUUCAAGUGAUGCCUUUGCAGGACCUUUGCUCUAGAUUCCUUUUUGAGCACCUGUCUGUGGACAAUUGCCUGGGCAUGUACUCUUUGGCUCGUUCACAUCAUGACCAGCUGCUUCUUCGGGCUUCUUUGAGGCUGGUAGGCCAGCAUUUUCCUCGAGUGGCCCGGCAGCGAGACUUCCUCCUGUUGGACCCAGGGACUCUCGGCAGCUUGUUGGAGUCGGAUCGAUUGGGUGUGGAGUCUGAGACUGAGGUUUACGAUGCAGCAAGGCGCUGGGCAGAAUACCAGCCAGCUGAUCGUUACAUUCACAUGCCCAAUUUGUUACGCCAUUUACGCCCCGGUCUUUUUGGCCCUGAAGAGAGCCACCGAAUGAACCAAGAACUUGGGCCUCGAGCCAGUACCGAGGGCAUGGGAGGACCGCUGAGGCCUAGAGAAGGUAUGUUUGAGAAGAAAAUAGUCUGUGUAGACCUUAAGCCAAGGGAGGAUGAGUCUUUACAGAAAAGGGACUUCACGGUGGAUUGCUUCGACCCUCGUACAGGGAAGUGGGAGAAGCUGGCAGCCUUGGGCUCGCUGCUUUGUCCCGGCUGCACUGCUGUCGGAGGCCGACUGUUUGUUGCGGGAGGCAUCCUGCGGAGUAGCGAGGUCUCCUCAGCACUUCAUGAGUACGAUGUCGUGCUAAACCGCUGGAUUGAACAGCCAUCGAUGGCUGAACCACGUGCGAUGUUGGGUCUUCUUGGCUGCGGAGGUUUUUUAUAUGCUCUUGGUGGCUGUAACCGAGCAGCAUUUCUGGACACGUCUGAAAAAUUUGACCUUAACACGCUGACCUGGGCAUCAGGACCUCGUUUGCCAUUGCCAUUGCGAUCUUUUGCUUGCUCUGCCCUCCGCUGUCGUCUCUAUUUGCUUGGCGGUACCACACUGGAGCAGAGCAGAGCUGUGGUGCAUGCUGGUGUGCUUAUAUACCACACCGUUACAAAUACCUGGAGCCGUGUCGCGCUUGACUCUGGUGCCACCUGCCUGGCUGGAGGUGUAGCAGUACGUGGUGGCGUUUGUGCCAUUGGUGGUUACUUACGCGAUGCCGCCAAGUUCCUCAAUGGCAACUACACCCAGGCAGAACCACUAGAUGCCACAGGACGUGUGUUGUUCUUCCGAGAAGGACGGGGAUCAGGAUUAGAGCGGGAGGUGGCGGUCGGAGUUGAGCGAGGGGGUGGAGGUAGUGACCGUGCGCCUAGUCCCGUGGUUUUUCCAGGUCUGCCAAGGAGGAUUGCUGCCGGAGGUGUGGCUAGAUGGAAACGCAGGAUUUAUGUAUUGGGUGGUGAGAAUGGAUCAAGAUUUUAUGACAGCGUCUACUGCUGGAAACCUGGCUGGCGAAGUUGGGUCCAAAGACGGGAGAAAUUACCUGGGGAUACAGGAGGAGUUAGCCAGUUUGGAUGUACCACUCUUAAGUUCCCCAAAAAACACAUUUUAACACGUCUUCGGGCUGCUCAGCAGAAACGUGGGAAGGAGAAACGACCGACCCGGUCGUGCAGAGUCUUGCGGAUCGACAGGACGAAUCAGGCAGUGUGAUUUUCUUUUAUUUUAUUUUUUUUUUUCCUUUCAGUGAGACACACAAGCAUUUUGGAAACGUUUAUGCACCUACUUUUGCAUCUUUACUCUUGGUUGAUGUCUAGAUGUUUUAAAUUUCAUUAUUUCAUUUCUGCAAGCUGAACGCGAGUUUUUGUUCUGACAGAAGUACUGACAGAAAAUAUAUGUAACAAUUGAAUAUGAUUUCAGAAUGUUUUGAACUUAAUAAUGACAAUUCUUCAUAAAUGCCCCAAUCUGAUCUUAGAAAUGGUAUCAUCUUGGAGAAUAAUAAAAUGUUUGAAUCACAGCAAAAAACAAAACUUAUAUAUAUAUAUAUAUAUAUAUAUAAAAAACAGGUUAUGCAUAUGUUUGACUCGAUGAGUAAAAAGUCUGAACCUUUUUGCUUAAAGUUAUUGCUUUGAGGCUGAAUGUAGUUUUACACACAUAAGAACAUCUAGAUGCCCACCAUAACAGCAGUUGUUACUAUAAAGUCAUAACCGCUCAAUAUAGGAUCUAAACAGUGUAAGCUUUAAAUUAUCUUUUUUUUGUUUGUUUUUUGAUGACCGUGUGGUCAAAUUACACUUAUGUUUAACAGCUAUUUAGCAACAUCAUGAGAUUCUUCCAGGGUUUCCAUCAACAAGCAUUUUUAUGGCAUAUCCCAACAUUUGCAUUAAAAAUUCUGGAUGUACGAUUAUGUGAAUAAAAUUAGCAUAAUGUGCUUAAAUGUGUACACUUUGCUUGGGGUGGAUAAUUUUAUUAUUAUUAUUAUUAUUUUUUUGAAGACAUGCACCCAAACUAUGAUGGAAAUACAUGUGCAAAUUAAAUUGUUAGAUGUGCAUUCAAAAGACGUCUUGGCCUCAAAAUCAUAUGCCUGAAUAAUUUGCUUAGAGAAAGGAAAACAAGUUUAUCUGGCCACUCUGAAAUUUUACAUUGUAGGCGAUUGCUAGCAUAUGAAGUUUGUAAGAGUGUUUUAUCGGAGUACUCAACCACAAGAAAUGUAUUACAUUUAAUAAAGGAGUGGCUUCUAUUGGCUACAGUUUCCCUUUUAUAUUAUUUUUAUUUCUCUUGAACUAAUGGUCUGAAACAGUUUUUUGUUUGCAAUCUUUUUGCAUUACAUUUUGUUUCAUCAUAUGCAGUCUAAAACAUUGAUAAACACUGAUGAACAGCAUUAUUUAAUUCUAAAUGAUGUGACUAUUCAGAUUUAAUGUGCUGCAAACUCUACUGUAUUUUAA
Molecule: messenger RNA, 3680 nt
Organism: Carassius carassius (crucian carp)
Lineage: Eukaryota; Metazoa; Chordata; Actinopteri; Cypriniformes; Cyprinidae
Product: kelch-like protein 1
Exons: 5
Coding region: 463-2451 (662 amino acids)
Molecular function (GO): protein binding
Source: RefSeq, a predicted model, not a curated record